This is a messenger RNA of Aureobasidium pullulans EXF-150, 5530 nucleotides long. RefSeq lists its product as uncharacterized. The transcript is spliced from 2 exons. The record is from RefSeq and is a predicted model, not a curated record. Gene Ontology annotation, molecular function: ATP binding; ATP hydrolysis activity; ATP-dependent chromatin remodeler activity. Bases 237 to 5372 code for a protein of 1711 amino acids. Gene Ontology annotation, cellular component: nucleus. Lineage: Eukaryota; Fungi; Ascomycota; Dothideomycetes; Dothideales; Saccotheciaceae.
CGCCUUCCACAUCGCGUCACGCCUCUCUCCUUGGCACUCUCGACGCACCAAGAUUCUCCGUGCAUCUAAACAAUCUCUUUAGGCCAGACAGCUGAUCUCCCAAGAUCUGUAGAUCCCUGCUUGCGCAGUUCUCUCGCUGCACUGGCAAUUAGUUCCUUCUCAGUUCUGCGCUCCCAUACUUUCAAUCAUCAACUUGAUCAACUUCAUCAACUUCAUCAACUUCAUCAACUAUCGCAAUGCAUGAAAGCGAUCCCUACCUCUGGACCUCUCGAGAGGCGGCCGAGUUCUUACGUGGAAGCCAACUCAGUACACUUGCAGAUCAGCUGUUGGCCAACGAUCUCAAUGGUCGAAUGCUCCUCGAAGAUGUGAACCUUGCUUUACUGAAAGAGGAAUUCGAUAUUCCCGGUCUAAGAGAGCGCAUUGGCAUCAUGCAAGUCGUUCGUACGCUUCGCAGCUCUUCCGCAGGUUAUGUUGCGAGCACGCGUCCCACUGCUCUACCUUCAUUGCUCACCCCUCACACAUCUCGCCCAAGCACGCCCAUCGAACCAACUGGUGCCAGAAUCCGUAAGGGAGAAGACCUCGUUGAAGAUACUGGUGGCAGAAAGCGCCGCAGACUCACCCUUGUGCCUUUCCUUGACGGCGACACACAGCCUGGAGCUUUGGAUGAGACGCCGCAGCCGAAGGCUGUGAAUGCUCUAGAUGCAACGCAGCUCAAGCACGCUGACACUGCUACUGACACCCCUACCGGCUAUCUGCCGGACACUAAGCUCAGCGUCGACGAUCUGUUCUAUGGCAACACCAAUUACGGCUCCGAAAUACAGCACGCUGAAGAUCAGGACAACAAUUCCGAUGACACUUUCACUAUAUUUGGAAGCUCGCAAUUUCCUGGCAACGCUUCGUUUGUUUCGACCCGGCUCAAGCACUUUUUGCGAGCCGAUCCUGAACCUGUUCUCUAUCACCAGCACUCCGCCCUUGCCAUCUACCCAUACCCCGAGCAUAUGAUCAAGGACAAAGACACUAGAUCUGUUACCGUAUUCGAAUCCUUCCAUGGCCAGAUCAAGGUCAUCCGCGAAAGAGCCCAGACUCUGCCCUUUCAGAGGAUCGAGAUCAUCGACACGCAAGUGAGCCCGGGAGAAUUUAGCUACCUCCUCACCAAUCACAGAGGAACCGACGAGAUUCUGCCGGCCUAUGGCGAGUCGGAAUGCGGUUCAGACUCGGGGCAGGAAUCAAGUGGCGACGUUGAUGAUUCCGAGAAUGGUUCUGACGACGACAUGGCCGAAGAAGAUUCUGCGAUUGAGGCUCCCAAUCUAUCCCGUGAGCUGGUCCUGUCUCUGAUUGACAAGGUGAUUGAUGCGCAGGCCCAAGCUUGGCGAGCCAAUCAGCAACCAAAGCUAGACAAGAGCAAAGCAAAUAGUGUCUGGCGCUUUGUGAAAGGCAACAAGAAGACGGCUCGUGCUCUGACAGAGCAAGCAGCCAAGGCAAUCGAGCGCUUGAAUGCCAGACUCGAGAGACUGAAGGAUAAUCUUGCGGACCGUACAUGGGAUACCGAGGAAGAGAUCAAACAGUCUUGCUUGAGUUUGGAACCCACUGUCAGUGACCGUGAAUACGAGGAAUGGCGAAUCCGGAUCUGGGCAUUGAAGAAGGAGCCUCCCUCUGCAUUAAGACAUCGCAAGUUGUUCACCAAAGGCCAGCAGGGCCUUCCAACAGGAGCGCUUGACGACCAGACUUCGAACGACGAGAUGCAGGAUUUUGUUGUUGAAGAUGACAACUUUGAAGAUGCCAGAGAGAGUCUCUCAGAAGACGGUCAUGAUUCUGAUGCUAACACGCAAGAGUCUCCAUCUCCCAGUGCUGCAAAGAAUGAAGCAGCGUCGCCUAUCAACUUCGAUGAAGACACAACCAUGACAGUCGACGAAGACAUUGCCGCGACAGCAGACGACAGCGUUCCCGAUGCUCUUGAAAUACCGGCUGACUUGGAGCACGACGAGGAACCCCGCCAUCAAUUGGAUGAAAAUGCAUCGUCACGUCCAUCCGCCGAAACUCUCGAGGAAAAUGUGCAGACACCUAAGAGCAACAAGUUUGUUGCAAACUUGCAAGACGAUCCGGACUCACCCGCCCUACCUUCGCUCUCGCCCCUGUUUCGCUCUCAUCGUUCGACCGCGAGCAAGGGAAGACGAGAAGUCAUCACUAUCUCAUCCAGCCCUACACGGCCUACCGCCACUUCCGAAAUGCUUCAACCGGGUGCUCUCGAAAGGCCAAUCAAGGGAGAGCCGCAAGAGAUCGUGUAUUCAGAUAACCCGGACAAUGACCCUCUCACGGAGAUCAUGCGUUGGAAGUACGAAGACCUUGAAGAGAACGAAGACCGGAGGCGACUUUUGAUCAAAAUGAUCUUCAACCUUAAGAACGAAACCCGCGACCCGCUUUACCCCCUAUUCACGGGCAACAUGACCACCUGCCUGACAAAGAUUAGAGCUGCGCUAUCAGCCAUCAACAAAGGCAGAGAGGCCUUUUCCGGCUACAAUGAAGAAGAAUCGAAAGCCAUGCAACACGCCGCCCGGCUUUAUCUAUGCUACGUCCAUUCAAACCACCUCCUCUUCAGCGCGCCUCUUGAAGAGCUUGCAUCAUUUGGAUAUGAAUGGCCAUGGGAAGGCGAUGCCGAUGGCUAUGCCGACGACUUACGGCGUUGGCACGGAUUCAUCCUGAAGGCGCUUCAGAGAGUCAAGAAAGCCUACGCAACUGGGGAGGUUGCGGUGAUCGAAAUCUCGGAUGACGAGGAAGACGUCCCCGCCGACAUCAACAAGGACAAGCCAGGCCAUUCUAGCGCCCGCAAGAAGACGGUCGCUCAAGAUCAAGGAGCCGUGCGAAAACGUGCGAAUGCACUUGAGCGAGCAGCUUUAUACGAGUCGCAAAAACAAAACAGCCAGACGACGUCCUUCAUGGCUGGCGAAGAUGGAGAAAGUAUCGUACCACUUUAUGCACCCGAAGACGUGGAUCCGUCCAAGUGGGUGCACCUCAACCCUGAUAUCGCCAAACGCUUGAAGCCACAUCAAAUCGAAGGCGUUAAGUUUAUGUGGAGGGAGAUCACCGCACCAGUGGAUGAGGACGGUCAAGGCUGUUUACUUGCCCACACCAUGGGGUUGGGCAAGACAGCGCAAAGUCUAGCACUUCUCACGGCCGUGGCUGAGACUGCGAAGGAUGAUGAGAAGCGUGAUGCUCUCCCUAGCGACCUGAAAAAGGCCAAAAACAGGCUGCGAGCGCUCAUAUUGUGCCCGCCAUCUCUUCUGGCGAACUGGAAGCAAGAGAUCAAAAUGUGGUGUCCAAAAAACUUGUUCAAUGUCUAUUGUCUGAGUAGCGAUCUACCAGGCAAGGCCUUGAGACUGGACGAACUUAGGAACUGGCGCCGUCAUGGUGGUAUCAUGCUCUGCGGGUAUACCAUGUUCGCCAGGUUAAUCAACGGCAAGCCCACCAAAUUGCAGCCAUUCACAGAGGAAGAGCAAGAGGCAGUUGAGAAGAUUCUACUUGAAAAGCCUCACAUUGUCGUCGCCGAUGAAGUGCAUUCAAUCAAGAGCGACAUAAGCAAGAGCUCUUUGGCCGCUCACAAGAUCAAGACCCAUCGCCGCAUCGGACUGACUGGCUCUCCAAUGUCCAAUAACACCUCCGAGAUUUUUGCCUUGAUCGACUGGGUUGCACCGAAGUUUUUAGGCAAUAAGGUCGAAUUCAAGGCGCAUUACCAGGAGCCAAUUGAAGCAGGUACCUACCUCGACAGUAACAAAGCCGAGAUUCGAAAGUCUAUGACGAAGCUCGCGGCUCUGAAACGGAUCAUCUCGCCAAAGCUAAAUCGUGCCGACAUUACAGUACUCAAAGGCUCUCUCAAGAGCAAGGUGGAAUUUGUCUUGACAAUUCCUUUGACCGAGCCGCAGAAGCUCGGCUAUGCUGCGUAUGUCAGGGAGGUUCUUCGAGGCAAGGCUGGCGAGGAAGGUUCAACGAUCUCACAAGUCAAGCUAUUCGGAUGGCUUUCCAUUCUCCAGCUUCUAUGCAAUCAUCCCGUUGUUUUCCGCCGUAAAUUGCUUGAACCUAUCACUACUGGCAAAAAGGGCAAGAAGGCUACACUUACUGCUGCGGAUACUGAAGUGGUCGAGGACACCCUCACCGCAGGCUCGUCUACCGCCCCAUCGUCGACAGCGAUUGCAGUUUCUGGAACUGCUCGCCUGCGUGAGGGACAAUCGCCUGCGAACGAGGAAGAUGCUGCGUAUGCUGACGUUCAUAUCUCGCAGUAUGACAUCAACAAGGCGAUAGUGGAUGCUUUGCUCGAGGUCGUGCCGGACGAUGAUUCCAUUGAGCUGUCCUACAAGACCUUGCUAGUCCGAAAGAUUAUGGGCCUUUCUAUCGAAGCAGGUGACAAAGUUUUGAUCUUCUCGCAAAGCAUCCCGUCAUUGAAUUUUCUGGAUAAGAUGUUGACCAGCAUGGGCCUUCGAUAUGGCCGAAUUCAAGGAGACGUGGCCCAAGAAAAGCGCGAGAAGGUCUUGAAAGCCAUGUCGAACAAUAAGCUCGACGUGCUACUAAUCUCGACUCGUGCCGGAGGCCUUGGCCUGAAUAUCCAACAAGCCAACCGUGUCAUUAUCUUCGACUAUUCAUUCAACCCGACUUGGGAAGAGCAAGCAAUCGGUAGGUCGUAUCGAUUGGGUCAGACCAAACCUGUCUUCGUCUACCGUUUUGUCGCCGGUGGUACUUUCGAAUUUGGGCUGUACGACAAACAGCUAUUCAAGACCGGUCUCUCCUCGCGUGUUGUUGACAAGAAGAACCCAAUGCGAAAUGCCAACAAAAAGCCUGCAGAGUGGAUGAAGCCUCCGUUCGACGUUCCACAGCAAGACAUUAAUGCUGAGGCUGGCAAGGAUGAGAACGUGAUGGACAAGAUUAUCGCCAGUCAACGUGGAGGCCAUGACGAAUUUAUUCGUAGUAUCAAGACCAUGGAGACUCUCAUGGGGGAGUCAAAGGACGAAGCAUUGACUGCCGAAGAGAUGCAAGAGGUGGAAAACGAGGUAUUGCUCGCACAGACACGCAAGAUCAGUGGCUUUGAAAACCGCACCACGUUGGCACCACCUCCACCGCCUGGUUUUGGUCCCAAUGAGCCACUCCCGUACAACCUUGGUAUGAACUUCACCUUGCCAGGCUUCGGCACUCCACCUUCUAUCACUCAGCCAGGUUUCCGCGCCGGAAGUCAAAAACGUCUCAAUGCGCAACAACAACAACAACAACAACAACAAGCAGUCCCUGCCGCCCACGAACGCCAUGCUCGGCAGACGUUAUCAUCUGAACCCACCGACCUGACUAAAUCACCCCCAACACCCGGCAAGAGAAUAGUUACAAGAUACUGAGAGAGGUCGCGGAUCCGAUAUGGCCAAGGAAGUUGAGGUAGCUUGAUUGGGGAGCGACCAUUGCUCUUGUAUCAUAGAUCAUCCAAGUAGCAGGAAGCUACCAUUGCUUUUGCAGCCAUAGAUAAUUGAAGCAUUCCAUUCCAAGUCCACGCACGGAU